Messenger RNA from Canis lupus familiaris (dog), 3960 nucleotides. RefSeq names its product complement factor H related 5 (gene CFHR5). The coding region runs from base 120 to 1829 and encodes 569 amino acids. The record is from RefSeq and is a predicted model, not a curated record. NCBI's taxonomy places the organism in Eukaryota, Metazoa, Chordata, Mammalia, Carnivora, Canidae. The transcript is spliced from 10 exons.
CAGCAGUGCACUGUACUUUCAAAACUCGUGCGUAUAACCACACAGGAAAGCAGGAUUUGGAACAACACCACUGUUAUUGGACCAUUUCUAAGUAUAUGUGUUCGGGAUAAUCCAGCACGAUGCUUUUAAUUAAUGCCAUUCUGAUCUUAUGGAUUUCCACUGUUGGGGGGCAAGGGCCUUUCCAUUGCAAUUUUCCAAAAAUAAACCACGGAAUUAUAUAUGGGAGAGAGGACUCUGAGGCGUUUUCCCCAGUUCCUGUUGGGACAAUUUAUUACUAUUCUUGUGAAUAUAAUUUUGCAUCUCCUUCUCGAUCCUUUUGGACUCGCAUAAUGUGCACAGAGGAAGGAUGGUCACCGACACCCAAGUGUCUUAGACUGUGUUUCUUUCCUUCUGUGGAAAAUGGUUAUUCUGCAUCUUCAGGACAAACACACCUGGAAGGUGACAUUGUACAAAUUAUCUGUGAUGUUGGCUACAGCCUUCCUUAUAAUGAUGAUACCAUUACAUGUUUGGAGAAUGGUUGGUCUCCUCCUCCCAAAUGCAACUCCACCAAUGUAGAAUGUCUUCUUCCAGUUUUAGAAGCAAAUGUAGGUGUUUAUCCAAGAAGAGUAAGAUACAAAACUGGAGAAGUGUUGCAAUUUUCCUGUGAACAAGGACUUACAGGAGUUGGACCAGCCUCAGUUCAAUGCUAUUACUUUGGAUGGUCACCUAGUUUUCCAACAUGCAAAGGGCAAGUACAGUCAUGUGGUCCACCUCCUCAACUCCUCAAUGGCAAAAUAAAGGAGGCAAGGAAAGAAGAAUACGGACACCGUGAAAUGGUGGAAUAUGAUUGCGAUCCCUAUUUCCUAAUGACGGGGCCUAAGACAAUACAGUGCAUGGAUGGACAAUGGACAGAUUUGCCCACUUGCACUGGACAAGCUAAAACAUGUGACUACAUACCUCACUUUGAGAAUGGCUAUGCCCAGUUCUCUAUCCCUCCCUUUCGACAUGGUGUUUCCAUGAAGCUGAAUUGCAGAAAAACAUAUACAAUGAUUGGGAAUAAUGUAAUUACCUGUAUUGAUGGAAUGUGGACUGAACUUCCUACGUGUGUUGCAACUGACCAACUUAAGAGUUGCAGGAGGCCAGUGUUUUCUGCAAGAAUACUGAUGUAUCCACAUAGGAAUAAAUUUAAUCACAGUACCAGAGUAAUUUACAGAUGUUUGGGGAAGCCUGGAUACAAGCAAACAGUCUGCAUAAAUGGCCAAUGGCAUCCUGAACUACACUGCAAAAGAGACAUGGAACAACUCUGCCCACCUCCACCUCAGAUACCCAAUGCUCAGAAUAUGCUAACCACAGUGAAUUAUCAGGAUAAAGAAAAAGUAGCUAUUCUCUGCAAAGAAAAUUAUCUACUUCACGGACCAAGAGAUAUAGUGUGUAAAAAUGGACAAUGGCAGUCAUUACCACGCUGUAUUGAGUCUACACAAUAUUGUGGUCCCCCUCCACCUGUUAGCAAUGGAGACAUCACCUCAUUCCCAUUAUCAGUAUAUCCUCCAGGAUCAAGAGUCCAGUACCGUUGCCAGUCUUUCUAUGAACUUCGGGGCUCCACAGAUAUAAUAUGCAUAAAUGGACAGUGGUCAGAACCACCAAAAUGCAUAGAUGCAUGUAUAAUAUAUGAAGGUAACAUGAACAAAAAUAACAUACAGUUAAGAGGAAAAAACAUCAGAAACCUUUAUGUGAAAACGGGGGAUUUUGUUGAAUUUGACUGUAAACAGCCAUAUAAAGCAAAGACAUCAAUGCAGUCAUUUCGGGCACUCUGUCAGGAAGGGAAAAUCGAAUAUCCCAUGUGUGGAUGAAAUGAGCAUAGUUUCCCUGAAUAUAAUUUUAAAAGUAACCCUACAUGUAUAAGUAUGCAUUAUGUAAUCAAUUCUAUAGUUUAUUUUCUUUAUUCUUUCAAGUGUUGUUUACCUCAGUUUUAUUUUGAACUCUGGAUUUACAGAGGUUCACAAGUUUAUGAGCUGAGAGCAGGGCUUUACUUAUUAGGUGGAUCACAUUACACCUGGGCAAAUCAAAGUACUGGGUUUCCUAUACAUAUAGUACCCACGGAAAGUGAGCCUGUACCUCAAUUCAGUACUUAAUUCCAUCUAACCUCUUCCAAUUGUCUAAAAUUUAUAAGAUAAUUUUAAGGCUUUCUAAGUCAACUUUACUUCCUCUUAAAUAAAGUUGUUAUGGCAAUAUCUAUCACAUCAUAAAAAUACAAAAACUAUCACCUCUUAUGCUUGUAGCAAGCAUUAAUAUUAAUAAGUCCUCUAGUAUGAGCCUAAUUAUUCAUCAAAUACUAAAUAAUCCUUAAAGGCACAAAUACACCAUCUUCCAGAAAUGAAUAGAAGACUAAAAUAUUUAUAAAUCCUAGUGCAGAACUUCUAAUAUAGUCAAGAGGUGGUAUAAACAAAGAUAACUAUAAUUAUAAAUAAAAAUUAUGAGGUUACAAUAUUUACAAUUAUGAGGAUUAUCGAGAUAUGUAUAAAUAAAGAAGAUUGAGGGGAAACACAAAGUAUAACUGUAAUAAUUUAUGUGGUUUGAGGUUAAUAGGUUUAAGAAAUUAGAAUACUUAUAAAUUUUUAUAUUUCCUAUAUUUUAUAACUUCUCAUUUUGAAUUAUAUUACUUUUACAGUUAGAUAAGAGUUAUCAAGAACUGUGAUUAGACACCAAGAAAGUAGAAGAUGAGAAUGUAAAGACCCUGUAAGGUCAUGAGACUUAUUUCAGGCAAAAACUCCAUUAUUUUUUGAUGUACCAUAGUUCAGGGAAAUACUGAACAGGAACUUUUAGAAAUAUGCUCUGUGUGUUCCUGUAUUUUAGCCAGCAUUUCAUAGUUUUAAAAAAAACACAGAAAAGACCUGCUGGCCAAAAAAUAUUUUAAGUAUUUAUGAAAAUGCUGACAACAAAUGCAAGUAAAAAUUAAGGCUGGUGGAUAUAGCAAUAGAAUCUGCAAUAUGACAUUAAAACAUAAGCAAGUAAGAAAAAAUAGAUAAAUUGGACUUCAUCAAGAUUAAAAACUUUUCUGCUUCAAAUGACAUGAAUAAGAAAAUGAAAGCACGGCAGAUAUAAUGGAAGAAAAUAGUUGCAAAUUAUGUAUCCGAAAAGGGACUCAUAUCUAGAAUUAAAGAACUCUUACAACUCAAAAUAGAAAGAUAACCCAAUUUUAAAAUGAGCAAAAUAUGUAAACAGACAUUUCUGCAAAAAAAAAAAAAAGAUGUAUGAAUGGCUAAUAAGCAUAUGAAAAGAUAGUUAACAUCUUGAAUCAUUAAGCAAAAGCAAUUAAAAAUCAACAUGAGAUACUACAUCCCACCCACUAGGAUGGCUACAAUCAGUCAGAUAGUAACAAGUAUUGUUAAGAAUAUGGACAAAUUGGAACCCAUAUACACUGCUGAUGGGACUGUAAAGGGGCACACCCAAUUUGGAAAACAAUCUGGAAGUUCUUUGAAAGGUUAAACAUAGAGUUAUCAUAGACUCAGUAAUCUACUCCUAGAUAUAUACACCAAAAGAAAUAAAAACAUAUGUUCAUGCAAGCAUUGUACAUGAAUGCUCAUAGCAUAAUUAUUAUAACAACCAAAAGUAGAAACAACCCAGAUGCUUAUCAACAUACCCAAAACAUAGAUCUUAUAUAUAAUAUUAUUUGGUUACAACAAAGGAAUAAAAUACUACUACAUGCCACAACAUGGAUGAACCUCAGAAACUUUAUGUUAAGUGAGAAAAGCCAGUCAAAAAAGAUUACAUAUUAUGUGAUCCUAUUUAUUGGAUAUGUUCAGAAUAGACAAAUAUAUAGGGACAGAAGGUAGAUUUAGUGGAUGCUUAGGGCUGAAGUAGGGAGGCAGAGGCUGGUAGCUAACAGUGAUAAAUGUCCUCAAAUUGAUUGUGGUGAUAAUUGUAGAACUCUGUGAUUUUACCAAAAAAUAUUACAUGCACAAUACAUUUUAAACAAGUGAA